AUGGCCAAAGAAAGUGAAUUUUUCUUCAUUGAUAAUUUUGAUGUUUGCAUUCCUUGCAGUGGUCAUGAGCUUGGUCUUUUUGAUGUUCAGAAAGAGAUCGAAAUUAUACUAAGACGAAAACAUGUUAAUAUAAUUAAUGAGAAAGUGAAAAGGAUUGGACCACAUUUAGACAUAUUUGAAGCUUUUAAGAAACUCCGAAAAGUUCCUACACUGGAAAAAAUUGAUUCAGCUGCCACCUGUAUUCAAAAACUUUUCAAAGGAUGGUAUGAACGUAGUAAACUGAAGAGAAUAAAACUGAAGUUUAUGAAACUAUAUUUCAAAAGAAAGCAAUAUGGAAAGAAAUGGAUAGAAUUGAGCUCCCCAAGUUUUUCAGAGACUGUGGCCGGUUUCCAACACAAAAGGAAAUUAAUACUGCAACAACUCUACUGUUGCAAGAUUCUGGUGCAAGAAACAUAAGCCUUAAUAAGAAUCAAGUAGUCGAACUUGCAUUCAUGUUGUAUCCCCCUGUUGGUCUCAAAUUGAU
This is a messenger RNA of Ahaetulla prasina, 523 nucleotides long. RefSeq names its product IQ motif containing M (gene IQCM). NCBI's taxonomy places the organism in Eukaryota, Metazoa, Chordata, Lepidosauria, Squamata, Colubridae. Gene Ontology annotation, molecular function: protein binding. Bases 1 to 456 code for a protein of 151 amino acids. The record is from RefSeq and is a predicted model, not a curated record. The transcript is spliced from 5 exons.